This is a messenger RNA of Siniperca chuatsi (mandarin fish), 3091 nucleotides long. It is a transcript of the gene nkain1, whose product is annotated as sodium/potassium transporting ATPase interacting 1. The transcript has 8 exons. The record is from RefSeq and is a predicted model, not a curated record. Gene Ontology annotation, biological process: regulation of sodium ion transport. NCBI's taxonomy places the organism in Eukaryota, Metazoa, Chordata, Actinopteri, Centrarchiformes, Sinipercidae. The coding region runs from base 657 to 1280 and encodes 207 amino acids.
AAGUGGGAGGCGAUUAGACUUUAUUAUUUUCGGCUGUCUGAACCUCCUCCACCACCGCGAGCCCCCGUUUCUUUUGUGCUCCUUUCGAACGCCUCGCGGGGCUGCUGCUCGGCCGCGCGCACGCACGCGAGUCUGCAGAAUCCAUGCAGCUCCUCCUCGAGGGGGUCGCGGUGACUGAGAGCCCCCACCCCCUCGUCGUCCCCUCCACCCCCCGGCUCCUCCUGCGCCCGCCCCGGCACCGAUUGUUGACAAAAGACGCUGCGAGACGGAGCGAAGGAGCCCGGACCCCGGUACUGGUGUGGCCGAGGUGAUUCGGUUGUCGGUGGUGGUCGGACCGCAGCAGGCCGGCGUGAAGUGGACGCCCCCCCCCCACCCCCUCUUCCAUCCUCCUCCUCCUCAUCUUCUCUCUCCUUCCUGUAGUGAAAACCACCCGUGAUUGGUAUUUACCGACAAAAGCAGCGGCCGAGAUGGGUCACUCACUGUGAGUGGAAGCGCCAGACCAGCGUUACAGGAGGAGGCGGCGGCGGCGGCCUUGGGCAGGUCUAUUCAGCCGGGAAUGGUGUGAGCUGAGACGGCCAGGCAGUCUGGAUUUGACCGGGGACCCGUCAUUCCCCAGGAGCCUCCGCGGCUCUAAGCCGCGUCCUGAGCCCUCCAAGAUGGGGAAGUGCGACGGAAGAUGCACGCUGCUGGUGAUAUGUUCACUGCAGUUGGUGGCAGCCCUUCAGAGGCAGGUGUUUGAUUUUCUGGGCUACCAAUGGGCUCCCAUCCUGGCCAACUUCCUGCACAUUAUGGCCGUCAUCCUGGGCAUGUUCGGCACUGUGCAGUUUCGCUUCAGAUACCUCAUCUUUUAUGCAGUAUGGCUGGUCCUUUGGGUGGGUUGGAACUCAUUCAUCAUCUGUUUCUACCUGGAGGUUGGAAACCUGUCUCAGGACAGGGACUUUCUCAUGACGUUCAACACAUCCCUUCAUCGUUCGUGGUGGAUGGAGCAUGGUCCUGGUUGCAUGGUUACGCCAGUGCUAGACUCUCGCAUGGCCCCUGAUGACCACCAUGUCAUCACUGUCUCCGGGUGUCUCCUUGACUACCAGUACAUAGAGGUGUUGAGUUCAGCCAUUCAGAUCCUAUUGGCUCUCUUUGGCUUUGUGUACGCCUGCUAUGUGAGCAAAGUCCUCCAGGAUGACGAGGACAGCUUUGAUUUCAUUGGUGGCUUUGACUCGUAUGGCUACCAGCCUCCUCAGAAGUCCUCUCAUCUGCAACUGCAGCCUCUUUACACGGCUGGUUAACUGUUGGUAGCGCCCCCUUCAGGCCAAACCCUGACGGUGUCACUGUGGAUGGAAAGCGGCGGUUGCCUUGAUUACACUCACUCUGUGUGUCACAGUUUACCCGAGGAAUGGACUUACCCCACCUGGAGGGAGAGACGUCUGUGCGUGUGUGCAUGUGUGCUUGUGUCUGAGAAAGAGAAAUACAGCCCUGAAUAGAAUGUACAGAGCUCAGGGACGAACCAGCAUGCCAGGUGGUGUGAUAAGAUGAAGGAGAAAGGAGGAGGCAGGGGAGGAGAGAUACAAGAGAACAAGAGCUGGGGACACCUCUGUCAAAUCACAGAAGACACACUUCACUAAACUGCCAGCUCUCAACACUCCCACAAGUGUGUGUGCGUGUGUGUGUGUGUAAUGUGUGAUUGUGUAACUCCAUAGGACUAGCUGGUGCUUUGUGGUUGCACCCUGGACGCUAACCACUCGGUGUCCCUGUGAAUGAUUUUUUUGGGGGAGCUCGUGUGUGGGUGUGGGUGUAGGUGUGGGUGGGGUCACAUAAUAAAAAGAGGCACGGCUCGUACCUGUUGUCGUUUUAGAAUGUGGUGAUGUCAAACUAGAGCAGUCUUACGAUUCCAUUCCCAAAGCCAUCUUUCCUUCCUCCCAUGCCGUUAAAACCACUGUUGACAUUCAAGCUUUUUACAUUACAGCCUUCGCCUGCUGAGGUAGGAAAACAGAGCUGGUGGAGCGGAAAGGAUGAACCGCUUAAAGGAUCAGGCUGGCAAUAUUUUAUAAAAUUUUUUAUUGUCCAAAACCAACAAUGCGUUCAUCUGUCUCUCAAUACUUUUUUCCUUUUCAGAGAUGUAAAUCUUUAAAAAAAAUGAGUCACGGAAAUAUACUUUCAUUUUAAAAAAAAAAAUCUAAAUAAUUUCCUAAAACAGUAGAUUUUAGCACAUCUAACGCAAACCGCAGUAAGUAGUGCAUUUGUUUAGGACUAUUUAGAUGCGCCAGCGAGUAUUUACAGCAGCAGGACGGUGUAUGUGGGAUCAUCUCUAAAUAAACUACAGUGCCUGACUACAUCAUAAUGAAGGAAAGUGUCACCCAGGGCAACAGUGGGGCUCACUGAUGCGUUUUUAAAGGUUUUGGACAACAUUGGAUUUCACAGAGGAAUACGCUCCAUCAGGUUUGUUAGUGGGAUUAAUUCAUUGUUGGUUUUGGUCUUUUCAUGCGAUUUGUUGACGAUAAGAAAAAUAUAGAAUAUGACCAACCUUAUCCUUUAAAGUUCUGGGUUACUGCAAAAAUCAAGUCAAAUGUCCACUGCCAGGAUAUUUUGUUUUCAGGAAAAUAAAUUCAGCCUAAUGUACAUGUAAUGUUGUUGAUUAGGGAUGCAGAUGGCUUUGGGAUCAGGCAUUAGUGUGUCUAUGGUGGGGGUGGGGGUGGGGGGAUACUGUGCAUGUAAAUAACCAGCCAAUGAUUGUUUUGUUGGUUUAGAAAAGGAGGGUUGCAUUAGUGGGUGGGUAGUGCUGGGGGAGAUGGGUACACAUCAAAGUUUUUCUUCAUACCCAUUUCUCUUGUUCUCUCUUUUUGGAUAUCCUCGUGCUGCCCUCUUCGAACCCAUCUGCAGAUAAUUCUCCCUAUCGUCUUUCUCACUAACUACAUUCACAGCGAUAAAGGAGACCUAAGAGGUAGACAUGUCAUGAACAUGCACGGUGACAUGCUCUGAGUAGUUUUUGUAGAUGUAAUUGGAGACAGGAAGAGGCAAGGAGGGAGACAGGUAUGAGGUGAAGGCCUUAUUGAGUGUAAGGUGAAGUUUGAAAUAAUAAAAAUACACUUUCUACAUUAAA